GCCAGAAAUCAGAGCAUCGCAGGCGGCUGCCCCGUCUUUCCUCCCUCCUGCCUCUGCGCGCCGCCGAGAUGGACGCCUCAACUGCGGGCAACAAGGAGCGGGAGGCCAUGCAGCUCCUGGCCGAGGCCGAGAAGCGGGUCAAAUCCUCCCAUUCUUUCCUCCGGGGGUUCUUCGGAGGAAAUUCAAAGCUAGAAGAAGCGUGUGAAAUGUACAUAAGAGCUGCAAAUAUGUUCAAGAUAGCCAAAAACUGGACUGCUGCAGGGAAUGCAUUUUGUCAGGCAGCAAAGCUCCACAUGCAGUUGCAGAGUAAACACGAUUCAGCCACCUGUUUCGUUGACGCGGGAAACGCUUACAAAAAGGCAGAUCCUCAAGGCCGUCGCCCACUAUGAACAAUCUGCAGACUAUUACAAAGGGGAAGAAUCUAACAGCUCUGCCAACAAGUGUCUGCUGAAGGUAGCUAUUUAUGCUGCCCAGUUGGAGCAAUAUCCGAAAGCAGUUGAAAUUUUUGAACAGAUUGCUACAAGUACAAUGGAUAAUCCAUUGCUCAAGCACAGCGCAAAGGACUACUUCUUUAAAGCAGCUUUAUGUCACUUUAUUGUCGACGAGUUGAACGCGAAG
Thamnophis sirtalis is the source of this 618-nucleotide messenger RNA. The record is from RefSeq and is a predicted model, not a curated record. Lineage: Eukaryota; Metazoa; Chordata; Lepidosauria; Squamata; Natricidae.